This is a messenger RNA of Nerophis lumbriciformis (worm pipefish), 651 nucleotides long. NCBI's taxonomy places the organism in Eukaryota, Metazoa, Chordata, Actinopteri, Syngnathiformes, Syngnathidae. The record is from RefSeq and is a predicted model, not a curated record.
AUGCUGCAGUACGUGUUGUCCCUGUGUUUGCUGGCCCUGACCUGGGCGCAGGACUGCCAAGUGGCUAACAUUCAAGUCAUGCAGAACUUUAACAAAGCCAGGUACACAGGGAAGUGGUACGCCGUGGACAAGACAGACUCCGCGGGUUUGUUCUUCAUCGACAACAUCGAGGCCCAGUUCAUGGUGCGAGACAACGGCUCCAUGACAGCCAAGGCCAGGGGCCGAGUCAUCAUUCUUAACAACUAUGAGACGUGCGCUGUCAUGCUGGCCACUUUUGAGGAAACUAACGUACCCGCCAAGUUAAGGAUGAAGUAUUGGGGACUCGCAGCCUACCUGGAGACUGGAGUUGACGACUACUGGGUCAUCGACACCGACUACGACAACUACGCCGUCCAUUACUCCUGCAGACAGGUGGACAUUGACGGCACCUGUACAGACAGCUACUCCUUCAUCUUCUCUAGACAACCGACGGGUCUGAGACUGGAGGACCAGCGCAUAGUCACCCAGAAGAAAAGAGAGCUGUGCCUUCUGGGAAAAUACCGUCACGUCACGCACAAUGCUUUUCCCGCCAUGGAGACGGGACAACCGGGUGUCACUUUGCCAGUGUUGAGGACGGCGGCCGGGAUGCGCGGGGACGCGGCGCUGGGUUGA